Puccinia graminis f. sp. tritici CRL 75-36-700-3 is the source of this 5720-nucleotide messenger RNA. Its product is annotated as chitin synthase. The record is from RefSeq and is a predicted model, not a curated record. The coding region runs from base 1 to 5190 and encodes 1729 amino acids. The transcript has 10 exons. NCBI's taxonomy places the organism in Eukaryota, Fungi, Basidiomycota, Pucciniomycetes, Pucciniales, Pucciniaceae. Gene Ontology annotation, cellular component: myosin complex; cell periphery; cell septum. Gene Ontology annotation, molecular function: ATP binding; chitin synthase activity; cytoskeletal motor activity.
AUGACCAACCAGCAUACUUCCCUUACCGAUCUCACCCAACUCGUGCCCUCAUCAUCAUCAUCGCCAAAUUUGGAUACGACCCCAAAGAGUCAACAGCAGCCAUCAGCAGACGAGACGGUCGCACUACUCAAGACUAGGUUCCUAUCCGAUCUACCCUAUCUAUGGCUAUCCCCUCGUUGUCUCAUCAGUCUCGCCCUCAACAAGAACUCACCCGUCAAUUCCGAUCAAUCCCUCAAUGCCUAUGCCUCUGACUGGUGGGACUGCAGCGAAGAUAGGAGGAAGAGGGUUGAGAAUGAAUCCGGCCAAGGCUUCGGUUCAGGGCCGCACAUCUGGGCACUCGCUGGGAAAGCCUACUAUUACAUGAGAAGAACCGGUGGUGAUCAAAGUAUUAUUACUAGGGGCGAGAGCGGAAGUGGAAAAUCAGAAGCCAGACGACUCGCACUCCGUUUUAUAGUCGACAUUUCAUCGGCCCUGCCCGGAAAAAAGGGAUCCAAACUCGUUCAACAGAUCCCAGCCGCCCAAUUCAUCCUCGAAUCCUUUGGUAACGCACAUACACUCGAAAACUCAAACGCCUCUCGUUUCGGUCAAUACACCGAACUCCAGUUCACCGAGAACGGCAAGCUGUGCGGACUCAAGAGUUUGGAGUAUUACCUCCAACGCUCCAGGGUGGUCAGUCGCCCGAGUGGUGAACGUAACUUUCACAUCUUCUACUAUCUCACUGCCGGCGGAUCCCCCGAGGAACGUGCAUAUCUAUUUCUCGAUCAACCUCCCACCACCACCGGUCUCGCCCAGCUUCCUGGUCAGGCUCUACGAAACAACGCUGAUCAUUCAGCCAGCCAACCUUUUAGGUUCUUGACACAGGCUCGUAAUCAGUCUGGACAGGCUUCAGCGGCUUCCGAUGCCCAGCAGUUCGUCAGACUCAAACAAGCCUUUAAAGCCAUCGGCUUCUCCAAGAAAUCGGUCGCCUCCACCUGUCAGCUUCUUGCCGCAAUCCUUCACCUGGGCAACCUCGAGUUCGUGCUCGACAAGGGAAAGAAUGCCGAGGCAGCUACCGUUGCAAAUCCUCCACUCUUAGACGUCGUCGCUUCAUUCUUGGGCGUCAAGUCUGAAACCCUAGAGUCUACCCUGACCUAUCAAACGCGAAUGGUCUCGGGUGAAAGGUGUACGAUCUUCCUCGAUUCAGAAGGCGCUUCCCAGAAUCGUGAUGAUCUGGCUAAGAUGCUCUAUGGCCUCUUAUUCAGUUGGCUCAAUGAAACUAUCAACCAGAAGCUAUGCAAGGAUGACUUUACCUCAUUCAUAUCAUUGAUCGAUCUGCCCGGUACUCAGAACAAUGUCUCCAGGGGUUUGAACCAGGGAGAUGCGGAAUACGUGACCGAAGGCCUCGAUGCUCAUCUCCCCGGACUUCAAACUCCAUUCUAUGAGAAUUCUGAGAUCCUUCGUGUCCUUACUCACGUCCCCGGUGGACUUGUGCACAUAAUUGAUGAUCAAAGUCGUCGACCCAACAAGACUGAUCAGACAAUGUUGGACGCCAUGGGUCGACGUUGGGGAAAUAACACCAGCUUUACCUUUAAGGAUGGUGACGAACGGCUCGAUCGGCCCGGAUCGUUUACCUGCUCACAUUACUCUGGACCGGUGACCUAUUCGGUAGAGGGUUUCCUAAUCCAGAAUCGAGACGUGGUCUCCCCUGACUAUCUAACCCUCUUCGGUGCCUCGCGCCGUGCUUCCACCGGGCACGGCUCGACGAAUUCAUUCAUUCGACAGUUGUUUGUCGAUGCUAAUCUCACCACGACCACUCAUCCCAUGAGUGAGAAGACGAUCGUGGCUGCUCAGCAGCUUCAGAGACCAAUGCGUGCUCCAUCCACCCGCCGAAAGAAUCGACACGAUGUUCCUGAAAAGUCUGCCAAUGACGAUCCAACCGAAGAUGUCACUAAAAAGGACGCUAAGGCCGAAACCGAUGGCAAGCUGGUCGUCUCCGAGUUCAAUGAAUCCCUCACUACCCUGCUAGAAACCAUGCAAGACACCAAAACUUGGUUUAUUUUCUGUCUCAAAUCAAACGACUCACAACUCUCAAAUCAAUUCGACGGCAAGCUGGUCAAGCAGCAAGUUAAGUUUUUCAACAUUCCCGAACUGGCUAGACGAUUGAAGGACGACUGGAUGGUCAGCUUGGAAAACAAUGAGUGGUGGGAUCGUUACAAAGAAUGUGACCCGAUCGCGAGUGAUGUGGUCCGUCUGAGCUUAAUAUCUUGGCAAGAAAGGAUCGAAGGAAUUAAGAAUAUGAUGGAUUGGGAUAAUCAUGACAUCAUGUUAGGAAACUACAAGAUUUUCAUGAAUGAUGCUGCAUUCCGCCAGUUGGAAGAUCGACUUCGCGCAGCAGAUGGUGAUGAACAACGAAGGUAUCAAGAGAAAGCUGCCGUCCAGGGGACCGCUGAGACUUUUGCCGGGAAUGACCCAUAUGGUAUGCCACACCAGUCGCCAACCUUUUAUCCGGCGGGGGCGCACGGAAAUUCUUCCGAGAUUGGUCUACCACUCGUUUCCCACGCGGCAGGACAAGCCGGACACAUUGGAGGCUACUUUGAUGACGAUCGGAAAACGGUGAUGACAGAUACGGAGGGCGGCUAUGGCUCUCCGAUGCACGAAAGCGAGAGCAAAUCGUACUUGGGUACAGACCGCUAUGCGCCCUCUCGUAACAUGUUCGACUCAACAGGCAAACCGGCCGACAGUGAGAAAGAUGCACUCACCGAGGGCGCUCAACCUGGUCGUGGAGAAGUAGCCGAAGAAGUCGUUGGAGAAAGCAGUCUGCGUAAGAAGUGGCUCUUGUUGGUUUGGGCCUUGACUUUCUAUGUCCCCAACUUCCUUCUGGCCUGGAUCGGCCGCAUGAAACGUCCAGAUGUCAGACUAGCAUGGAGAGAAAAAUUGGCAAUCAACAUUGUAAUUUGGUUUUGUUGUGGGAUUGCGGUGUUUGUGAUUGCGAUCAUGGGCAACUUAAUCUGCCCGAAAGAAUUUGUGUUCUCAGCCAACGAACUGAGCUCGCACUCCUUCAGCAGCAAUGCCAAUAACAUGCUAGUAGCCAUCCGUGGUGAGGUCUUCGAUUUGACAAGCUUUGCACCCGUUCAUUAUCCGUCGGUCGUCCCGACAAAAGCCGUCCAAAGCUAUGGCGGAACCGAUGCCACCAACCUCUUCCCCGUCCAAGUUAGCGCACUAUGUUCUGGCAAUGGUAAUGGUAUUAGCGAUUGGAUCAUUUUGAGUGGCGCUAAUACUACUAGUCUUGAACCGAAUUCCGUUUAUCACGACUUUAGAGCCUUUACGUCUGAUGCUCGUCCAGAUUGGUACUUUGAACAAAUGUAUUAUUUACGGUACAGCUAUCGGAGAGGGUUUAUGGGCAAAACUCCAAAGGAAAUUCAGUCUUUGGCUCGAAACGGUCGCAAAUCAAUUGCUAUCUUAGACGGUAGCGCAUAUGAUUUAACUGACUACAUCACAGUGGGUCCCGGAAUCAGAACUCCGACUGGCACAUCUCCUCCGUCAGUUGAUUCGCAGUUCAUGAGCCCAGACAUUGUCCAACUCUUUCAACAAGGAGCUGGUGGUGAUGUGACCGACAAAUUCAAUGCGCUCAACAUGGAUCGGAAUGUAAAGCAAGCCCAACGGAUCUGCCUGAGAAACCUUUUCUUCGCCGGCAAAGUGGACAAUCGACAAUCAGCUCAAUGUCAAUUUGCGCAAUACAUCCUCUUGAUCUUUUCAAUCAUGAUGGUCUCGAUUAUCGGGUUCAAGUUUUUGGCAGCCCUGCAAUUCGGAAAGGCUCGUCAACCGGAAGACCACGAGAAGUUUGUGAUCAUCCAGAUCCCUUGUUAUACUGAAGGUGAAGAAUCUUUAAGAAGGGCUAUCGAUUCAGUCACUCAAUUGAAGUAUGACGACAAGCGGAAAUUGCUCUUUGUUAAUCUCUUACAUUUGGGAGAAGAUCGAUACUUGACGACGCUUUUGUUGAAAACCUUCCCGACCUUCAAGACGACCUUCAUCCAAGAUGCAUUCGCCAAGACGAUCGCCCCGGAUGAAUGGAAGAUUUUGCUUUCGCAACGGCGUAGGUGGAUUAACUCGACGAUCCAUAAUUUGGCUGAACUCUUGAUGAUCGAACGUCUCUGCGGUUUCUGUUGCUUCUCAAUGAGAUUUGUCGUCUUCAUCGAUCUCUUUUCUACCCUAAUUCAGCCCGUUACCGUCGCUUAUCUGGCUUAUCUCUUGUACUUGGUUGGCUCAAAAUCCGGAUUAGUACCGACAACGUCGAUCAUCAUGAUCGCCGCGAUAUACGGAUUACAAGCCUUGAUCUUUGUCUUCCAUCGAAAGUUUGAACACAUUGGAUGGAUGUUCUUCUAUCUCUUGGCGAUCCCGAUCUUCUCCUUCUUGAUCCCGAUCUACUCUUUCUGGAAGAUGGACGACUUCAGUUGGGGUAAUACUCGUGUCGUUCUUGGUGAGGCUGGUAAGAAGUUGGUUAUACAUGAUGAAGGCAAAUUCGAUCCUAGUUCGAUUCCCUUGAAAACUUGGCAAGAGUAUGAAAAUGAGUUAUGGGAGAGGGGAUCUAAUCAGUCCAUUGGCUCAAUCAUCGCCGAUAAGCGUAAUGCUUCGGCCAAAGAGGCAUCCUUAUAUGGCCAAGAGACGAGCUAUGAUCCCCCGGUGAUGAUGCCGUACAGUCGAACGCACUCGCCGGGAUUGAACGAACAAAACCACGACGCACGAUCGCUGUUGUCAGGCUACCAAGGAGGAGGAGGUAGUGUGAUGUUGAUGCCGCCAGGCAAUGGGGGUUACAUGGACCCGAUGGCUGGGCGGGCGAUGUCGGUGCACUCCUUCGGAGGGCCCCAAGCGAUGAUGGGCGGAGGCAUGGCGAAUAGCUUCAUGGGCCCUAAUAACGGCAUGAUGCCCAUGGGCAUGGGUAGCAUGUAUGGACCCGUGCCCGGCUUUAUGCAGGGUCAGUUGGGCGAUAAUGGGAGUCGUAGAGGCAGUGGCGCCGGCUUCCCGAUUCCGAACCGAGGCGGGUUACCUUCGGAUGAACAGAUCAUUGCGGAUAUUCAAGCUGUCUUGGCUAGAGCCGAUCUUAACACCAUCACUAAAAAAGGAGUUCGUCAGGAAUUGGAAGCUAUGUAUGCGACCGAGUUGGGAGAUAAGAAGGCCUUCGUCAACCAAGCCAUCGAAGAUCAAUUGGGUUGAUCAUCCGUACUAUAUUUCCUUGCCUUCUCUUCUCUCUCCCACUUUUUUUUCACCUCCUCUCAACUCGUUUGCUCGUAACUUUUUCUCUCUCUCAUGAUGUCUCGAGUUUUUUUCUUUUUCACCCGUCUCGUCGUCUUUCCUUCGUCUUCUAGUCCAUCGUCUCUUUCUUCCUUUUCUCUCUCUCUCUUUCUUUGUCUCUUUUAUUCAACCCUAUUGUCUACAUACACAAAUAUAUACAGACAUUACAUUUUUUUCUCUCAUAUAUAUAUAUAUAUGUGUGUGUAUUACAUUGGAUCUUGAGAAUGUGGGGGAUGGUAGAGAGUGGACUGGGAGGGGGUGUUCACUUAAAUAGAUCUCUUUUCAUAAUUACACCUCUUUUUUUGCUUCUUCUUCUCUGAUCAGAUGUUACUUAUUUUAUACAAAGAUGAAUUAACUAUUUUUUUUACAUAAUGAAAAGGUAAUAUACAAUUGAAUGAACAAAAAAGAUUAAGACAAGAGGGGCCAAGCUAUUCUUACACACUUGAAGAAAA